AUGAGGCCAACUGUACAGAUAAGUAGACAAUGCGAUUCACACGCUUCGAGUUCAGAGUUAAAGCAAAACCUACCGCAGUUCUUGACGCGGACGCAACCAAACACCACGGACCACUGGUUGCACCAAUCACGCAUUAAAAACCGUGUUCCAAGCAACUCUAAUUUCUGUCCAGAUAAAAUGGCCUGUGCUAACGAAAGAAAAACUAUCAGGACAUGGUUCUAUCUUGUGUUAUUGCCUUAUCUAUGUUACGCUAAUCCUCAGUUGGAUUUGCCUCCGCUGCCCGAAAUUUCUAGUACUCAGCGCAACCCUUACGGAGGCUAUGGACUUCUGUCUAGCACCCCUUCAAUUAGUAGUCAAGGGAAUCAAUACGACAUUCAGAAUAGAAAUUUUCAAUACAGCACUGCAAGACCAAUUAGCUCGAGCACUGCAGGAGGAUAUCCAGUGUCCUCAACGACAUUUAAUAGCGGAAUCAACCCAGAUAUAAGCAACAACGGAUAUCCAAGUGUAGGUUUUGAAAAUGGACGCAAUCCAAGUUCGACAUUUAGGCCCUAUGACAACAUUUAUCGUGAUGAUCGGAUAGAUAUUAACAGUGACUCAAACUUUAGACGUAAUGACCCAAAUUUUCCACGAAAUGACCCAAAUUACGUCGGAGCGAAUCCGUACGAUUUUAACCGAGAUGGGAAUAUUAACAGCAUCGAUGAUAGGUUUCAACGUGUUAAUUUGCAGCAAGUAAGAGACUUUUUAGCUAACGCCGAUGAACAGGCUUCGAAGGAGUGUACAAAUAACGUCGCUGCACAGUGGAAUUUCGAAACUAACGUCAAUGAUGCAACUCAGCAUGCCGCCCUGGACGCACAGCAGCGCUACACUCUCUUUCAACGUGCGCUCUGGGAAGCUGCGAAACAAGUCCCGCGCGGUGCUAUCAGAGACUUUGGUACCUUCAGACAGCUUCAGUUGCUCUCUAUCAUUGGACCGGCGGCAUUACCACCAGAUCAACUCGAUCGGUACAACCGCAUCAUAAACGACAUGUUGGCAGUGUAUAACACAGCGGAGAUUUGUGCAUAUAACGAGCCGUUUAAAUGCGGCUUACACCUGCAACCUGAGCUACAGAACAUCAUGUCGCACUCCAGGGACUGGGACGAGCUGCAGCACGUCUGGACGGAGUGGAGACGAAACACAGGGAGGAGGAUCAGAGAUCUUUACGAGCAGCUCGUCGAUCUCACAAAUCAGGCUGCUAGAUUAAACAAUUUCACUGAUGCGUCCCUCUAUUGGAUGUUUCCAUACGAGUCACCAAUCUUUAGACAAGAAGUUGAUGAGGUCUGGGAACAGAUUAAACCACUUUAUGAGCUUCUGCAUGCGUACGUCCGUCGUCGCUUACGUGAAGCAUUCGGACCCGAACGGAUCUCUAGAUCCGCGCCCAUUCCGGCACACGUACUCGGAGAUAUGUGGGGACAGAGCUGGUCUGGGAUCGUGCCUUACAGUUUGCCUUAUCCUGGUAAAAACCUUGUAGAUGUCACUCCGGAAAUGAUUAAACAGGGCUACACUCCUCUAACAAUAUUCCAAUUGGCCGAAGAAUUCUUCUUGUCCAUGAAUAUGUCAGCCAUGCCACCAGAUUUCUGGGCACUCAGCGUUCUGGAGCAGCCUGUAGACCGCCACGUUCACUGUCAACCUUCAGCGUGGGACUUUUGCAAUCGUCACGAUUAUCGAAUAAAAAUGUGCACACAUCCGGACAUGAAAGACCUGAUAACCGCUCACCACGAGAUGGCGCACGUGGAGUACUUCCUGGCUUACAGAAACCAGCCCAAGGUCUUCCGAGAUGGUGCUAAUCCAGGUCAGUGCCGGCAUUCGAUCGUUAUGUGUAAUCUAAUUAUUUUGUAG
Molecule: messenger RNA, 1875 nt
Organism: Parnassius apollo (apollo)
Lineage: Eukaryota; Metazoa; Arthropoda; Insecta; Lepidoptera; Papilionidae
Source: the annotation of a GenBank genome assembly